Mesocricetus auratus (golden hamster) is the source of this 6060-nucleotide messenger RNA. It is a transcript of the gene Snx27, whose product is annotated as sorting nexin 27. The transcript has 12 exons. The record is from RefSeq and is a predicted model, not a curated record. Gene Ontology annotation, biological process: signal transduction; intracellular protein transport. The coding region runs from base 82 to 1662 and encodes 526 amino acids. Gene Ontology annotation, molecular function: protein binding; phosphatidylinositol-3-phosphate binding. NCBI's taxonomy places the organism in Eukaryota, Metazoa, Chordata, Mammalia, Rodentia, Cricetidae. Gene Ontology annotation, cellular component: early endosome.
CGCGCGGCUGCCGAAGGGGGCGGGCGCGCGCAGGAGGAGUAGAGGCGUAGGGGGGCGGGGGACGGCUCGCUGGCUCGCAAGAUGGCGGACGAGGACGGGGAAGGGAUUCACCCCUCAGCCCCUCACCGGAAUGGAGGCGGCGGCGGGGGGUCUGGGCUCCACUGCGCCGGGAACGGCGGCGGGGGAGGCGGCGGCCCGCGGGUCGUGCGCAUCGUCAAGUCCGAGUCCGGCUACGGCUUCAACGUGCGGGGCCAAGUGAGCGAGGGCGGGCAACUGCGGAGCAUCAACGGGGAGCUGUACGCGCCGCUGCAGCAUGUGAGCGCCGUGCUGCCCGGGGGGGCGGCCGACCGGGCCGGGGUGCGCAAGGGGGACCGCAUCCUGGAGGUGAACGGCGUGAAUGUUGAGGGGGCGACACACAAGCAGGUGGUGGACCUGAUCCGAGCAGGCGAGAAGGAAUUGAUCUUGACAGUGCUGUCUGUGCCUCCUCACGAGGCAGACAGCCUAGAUCCCAGUGACGACUCCUUGGGACAGUCAUUUUAUGAUUACACAGAAAAGCAAGCAGUGCCCAUAUCGGUCCCCACAUACAAACAUGUGGAGCAGAAUGGUGAGAAGUUUGUGGUGUACAAUGUUUACAUGGCAGGGCGGCAGCUGUGUUCUAAGCGGUACCGGGAAUUUGCCAUCCUGCACCAAAACCUGAAAAGAGAGUUUGCCAACUUUACAUUUCCUCGACUUCCAGGAAAGUGGCCAUUCUCAUUAUCAGAACAACAGCUAGAUGCCCGUCGUCGGGGCCUGGAAGAAUAUCUAGAAAAGGUGUGUUCAAUCCGAGUCAUUGGUGAGAGCGACAUCAUGCAGGAGUUCCUGUCAGAAUCUGAUGAGAAUUACAAUGGUGUGUCUGAUGUAGAACUGAGAGUAGCGUUACCGGAUGGAACAACCGUUACAGUCAGAGUUAAAAAGAACAGCACCACAGACCAAGUAUACCAGGCUGUUGCAGCAAAGGUCGGCAUGGACAGCACCACAGUGAAUUACUUUGCCUUAUUUGAAGUUAUCAAUCAUUCCUUUGUACGUAAGCUGGCACCCAAUGAAUUUCCUCAUAAACUCUACGUCCAGAAUUAUACGUCAGCUGUGCCAGGCACCUGCCUGACUAUUCGAAAGUGGCUCUUUACAACGGAAGAAGAAAUCCUCUUAAAUGACAAUGACCUUGCUGUUACUUACUUCUUUCAUCAGGCUGUUGAUGAUGUAAAGAAAGGUUACAUUAAAGCAGAGGAAAAGUCUUACCAGUUACAGAAGCUGUAUGAACAAAGGAAAAUGGUCAUGUACCUCAACAUGCUAAGGACUUGUGAGGGCUACAAUGAGAUCAUCUUCCCACACUGUGCCUGUGACUCCAGGAGGAAGGGGCAUGUUAUCACGGCCAUUAGCAUCACGCACUUUAAACUUCACGCCUGCACUGAAGAAGGGCAACUGGAGAACCAGGUAAUAGCGUUUGAAUGGGAUGAGAUGCAGCGAUGGGACACAGAUGAAGAAGGAAUGGCCUUCUGUUUUGAAUAUGCACGAGGAGAGAAGAAGCCUCGAUGGGUUAAAAUCUUCACACCAUAUUUCAAUUACAUGCAUGAGUGCUUUGAGAGGGUGUUCUGCGAGCUCAAGUGGAGAAAAGAGGAAUAUUAGUUAGAGACUGAUUAUCCUAUGUGAGCCAGGACAUUCUCCCUGCGAGGCUGGCCUCUGGAUGGUGAAUGGGCUAUGCAAAAAAGCCCUGCUACUUCCCUUGUGUAGAGGGUGGACACUGGCUGCAGGCUCUCCCAUCUCUCAUGACUUCAUGGACCCUCUUCUGCCUGUUUGUUUGAUUUUUGUUGUUGUUGUUGUUGUUUUAAUCAAAUAACCCACCAUGCUGUCCCUGACCCAGGAGAGGCCCUGCCCUGAGUUUUGGCCAUCUGUCUGGAUAAGCCUCAGUGGAGUCUGUCUUCACUAACCAGGGGCAUAUGUGGGGAAGAUUUGUUGCUACUGUUGUUUGUAAGCAUCAGUGCUGGAGCAGAGUUUAGAAGACUGUCUAAAUACUUAGAGAUGAAGAGGCACAGCCAGUCACGUGGGAGUUGGUGUCCUUGCUGUAGUAGAAAGAACACUUGGCUCUGGAAGUCAUCUGGGAUUUCUCCUGCUUCUUUUAUCUGUGAUUUUGGGCAGAGCAGCCUCCUUAGAUCUGAAGCCUCUUGUGAAACAGGAAGACCGAGCCAGGCUGUACUAUUCAGAGUCCUCUGUGCUCGCAGAGGCUGUGGUUCUGGAUGGGAAGCUCGAUGCAGUUGUCAGCCAGACUCGCAGCUACAGCUCUGUUUGAAGGUGGUUGUCUCCAGAUCAGAGGCCACACCGCUCCUGAGUAACUCUUCUUUUUUUUCCCUUUCAGAAUAUUUUCCAGAUGGCGAGGUCACAGCAGAGGGAUGUGGCCACCUAGCUUUUCCUCAUCCCUUCCCUUCUCCUUGCCCUCAUCCUCUUAGCCCUUUUGUCUCCCAUGUCAGACAGUAACCAUUAACACAAAAGAAGAAAAAAAGGAAAAAAAGUCAAUAUAUCCCAAAGUCCUAAGAUAAUAUUAUUACUAACUCCCUGUGAGUUUCACAUCUCUGGAACUGAGCUGGUAGAGAAGAGCAGGUUGGCAGUGCCAGGAGUCCACUGAGAUCAGGCAGAAAUAAGCCCAACCAACUCGCCAAAGGCACCUUUGUUGUUUUCCCUGGGCCUCAUACCAACAGACUCUCCUUGUACUAUAUUUUUAAAACUGGAACUAUGAACUCCAUCCAUUUGCACUGUUCAAGCAUAUAUAUGUAUGUAUGUAUGUAAAAAAUUAUAUAUACACAAAUUAGCUGCACGUAUAUACAUAUAUAUAUUUCUCUUUAAAUUUCAUAUUGAUGGCAGUACCUUUUUUAGCUUGUGUUUUUACACACCUUUCACUGAAUUCAUGACCUCUCUCUUGCUCUCUUUAUUUUGAAACAAACUUUAAAAAGGAAAAAAAAAAUUACAGGGAAAAUACCUCUCCUCAUGAAGGACUCGAAAAGUUUACAACCUGCUUGGGUUUUCCCCCCUUUUUGUAUCGAGUACAGUUUCUGGCUAUUGGUUUGCCAUAGAGUCUGAGGAGCAAGGAGUGAAGUGUCUAUCUUCAAGAGGGUGCUGAGGAGGAGAAAAGCUGUUUCUCAAGAGCAAUGAGACUGCAGGUCUCCAGGGAAUCUAAAAGAGCUAUGGUCUCAAUUCCAAGUCAUUUGCCUGGUCUGUUGUUCCCACUUAUGACCUACUAGUUCAUUCUGCAUCUCCUUCCUGUUUCUUUAGGGUCUUUUAUAUGCUUCCUUUCAACUCUCCCACAGCCGAGUUGAGAGUAGUGUCAGGAAGCUGCUGCCAUAGGAAACUUGUGUUCUGCGACACAGAGAGUAUUGGGGACUAGGAGAAAGCCUAGCAUCUGAGGCACAAAGGUUGGACAUGUGGAGGGAAGGAAGAAGCAAUGCCUCCUGUUUCUAAGGGUUUUGCCUCCUCCAUUCCUGUCCAGUAACCACCUAUAUUUUAUAUCUGCCAUGACUUCCUUAAACAAUUGUAUGGGGAGGGAAUGGCUUAGGUAAACUUAGAGUCUGGGUCUCUAUCAACCAAAUCAUAGCCCUAUUCAUCCCUAUUCAUGCCAACUAAGGGCCCAGGAACAAGUGGACGUAUGCUUGAUUUUGGCUGAUCUCUCCCUGUUACUUCAAAGGGGACCGAAGAGAAAUCUCUGUCAAAGAGUUCUUCAUCUGGGGCUUGGGCUGGGCCUCAGUUGGUAGAGUGCUUGCCUGGUAUGCAUAAAGCCCUAGGUUCUGUCCCCAGCACCACAUAAAUCUGCGUGUGAUAGUGCCCACCUGUAAUCUCAGCACUUAGGAGGAGAGAGCGGCAAUGUUGGAAGUUCAAACCCAUCCUCUGCUACUAAGUGAGUUCAAGGCUAUCCUGGAUUCCAUAAGACCCUGUCUCAGAAAUAGAAGAGGUUCUUGUCUGCCCUUUCAAUUAGAUUUGUAGGGCCUAAGUGCUACAUCUGGGGCACAGGCCAGGGCUGGCACUAGAGUAACAUUUUCAGACCUUGAGUUCCUGCUUCCCUACUUUACCUUCCAAAUAGAAGCCUCCACAGGCUGGCAUCCUUGACUUUAUGUAGCUGGAGGACAACUGGAAUUGGGUGUAUUUGGCAGUGUUGCAUUUGUUUUAAAGUUUUCAUACUGGUUUUCCAGAUCACUAUGAGGCCACUUUUCUGUCUAUUAUUCUGGCAGUCACUUGUCCCAGGAAGGUGUAAACCUUUUAGGAUAGCCUAGUCCUUCCCUCUCCAAAUCUGUGGGACCACAAAGAAUGGUGAGUGUUUAAAGUUGAAGAGAGUGACACUUGAUUUGAAGGCUUUAAUCCAGGAUCAACUCUUCCUUUUGGCUUUAAUAAUGAGUCUGAGUACCUUAAAAGUAGAUGCAUUAAUUUCCACUCCAAGAUGCAUUGGAGGCCAUCUUUGUUCACACUGUAAAAAAUAGCAACAGUGUGCUUCUAUUCCCUUGGCAGGAAAGGUAUGAAGGAGUCUACUCAACAGCCUUCCAGAGUGAGACAGGUCUUUCUGGAGGCCCAAAGAAUGAGCCCCAAAGCUGUUAGCCUGAUAACAGAAUCUGUAUAGGAGCAGCCUACUUGAAGUAGUCUCACAGCUGCAGCAAUUAAGUGGGAAGGGGAGACCCAGAAGACUCACAGUGGGACUCCAGUCAUGGAGGCAGAGGUCACUGUGCCUAGAGGCCCACAGGAUCAAGCCCCUUUGCAUGAAGCAGUGUUAGGUUAACUCUAUUCCAUCCCCCAUUUCCCCUACACUUCCUUUCUCCAGUCCCUAAUGUGUUUCUUAGUCCUGCCUUCUUUCUGCCCAGGCUGGCAUCUACCCAGUCUUGUUUUGCUGUUUGUCUCUGAGAAAGGGAACCCCUCUCCCCAGCUUUACCCCAGCAGGAUCUUCCUGGUCUCCUAUUGUCCAACCAUGUUGAGUUUCUAGUCUCCAAAACAAAAAUUGACGUGAUUUUUAUGGACCCUGAGAAACCUGGCCUUGUAGGAAGCUUUGCUUAAGCAGUGCUUUGAGCUUGCUGCUCUUUGUAUUUUUAUCCUCGUCUCCAUUUUUCUGCCCAUGCUGAAGCCUAAGCUCAGCACAGCUACAGAUGUACUAGUGCUCAGGGCAGCUCCGAGGCCUGGACAGAGCUCUCAGGGAGGGACAAGAUAAAUAUUCCAGCAUCCUCUUGCCUGGCCCAUAGUUUUAUCCUUAGUUUCGUGGGCCAGCAGCUUUGAGUUACCCCUUUUAUAGCUCCAAAUCCGAUGUGUGGGGCAGCAAAGUAGGGCACUGAUAAGAGGGGACCCCUCUCUCAUCUCAGAAUUUCCAGCUGAAGGGCCAGCUCCUAGAAAGCAGUUUUCUUAAAGGGACCUGAAGUCUCCAGGACUGGAGGACCGCCCUGCUCUCCUGUCCGUUAUGGUGUCUGGGGGGAUGACCUCAGCACACUGCUCUCCUUCACCAGUUUUAUGGAUUACUUUAACUUCUAUUUGGAUAAGGGAGAGUGUGGCCAAGUACUCAGAGCUAGUGAGAGGGAGAAUGCCUCUUUAGGCCUCCACCUUGGGUUCCUCUUGCUCUAACCCUGAGUGCGUCUGCCAGACCUCCUUUACCUAGACAGCAGCAGCUCCUCAGCAGUAACUGAGGGUGUACAGAAACCGGACUCUGGGGAGGAACACGACUGAAGAGGGACUGACAUUGGUAGGAGCACUUGGCCAGCUGCUAAACAUGGGUGCCAACUAGAUGUCAUGCCCCCUUUUAAGCCAGUGAGCUGGGCUUCACUUUUCCCCAGGCCAUGCAUCCUUUUAAUUUAUUUGAGAGAAACUCUAAUUGUAUUUUCACUGCAGUAUCUUGUGUUUUUAUUUGUGAUCUAUGAAAUGUGAAGAGACAAUGCAGAGACCACACUGGCUCCGGUGUCCUCCAGCCCCUGCUCUAGAGCUAACCACUCUAAGAUUGUUUGGUAAUGUCACUUAGUGUAAUUAAUUGUAACAUAUUCUUUUAAAUAAAUUGAUUUAUUGAUGAAACAA